Messenger RNA from Pseudozyma flocculosa PF-1, 2001 nucleotides. RefSeq lists its product as uncharacterized. Gene Ontology annotation, cellular component: nucleolus. Gene Ontology annotation, molecular function: protein binding. The transcript has a single exon. Gene Ontology annotation, biological process: ribosomal large subunit assembly. The coding region runs from base 1 to 2001 and encodes 666 amino acids. The record is from RefSeq and is a predicted model, not a curated record. NCBI's taxonomy places the organism in Eukaryota, Fungi, Basidiomycota, Ustilaginomycetes, Ustilaginales, Ustilaginaceae.
AUGUCGACACAGAUACCCCAGAGAUCCGCAAAGCGCCAGCGCCUGCUCGACAAGGCCGCAAACGCCCAGGCCGCCGCCAUGGCCGCAGAUGGAAAGCUCGGCCCCUCGACCCAGACCCUCGUCAUCCAGUUCCAGUCGGGCCAGGACGGAAGCCUCAUGGGGCCCAGCAUCAACCUCCCCGCAGCCACGACCGGACAGCGCGAACUCCAGAUGAUCAUCAACCAGCUCAGAAGGCAGCUCAAGCAGUCCCAGCCCAGAAAGCAGCACAUCGAGGGCCAGGAUGACGACGACGACGAUGAUGACGACGACGACGACGACGACCUGCCCUAUGCCUUUCACGUCAACCUCGAGCAGUACCAGCAGCAGCAGCAGUCCGGGCAACCGGGCGCCGCACAGACCGACCAGGCCACCCAGGAGCUCAUCAAGAGCAACAACCGCCUCCCCAUCAACGAGUCCAUCACCGCAGACAUCCUCAACGCCUCGGCCGCAAAGAAGCUCGGCAUGAGCCAGGAAGAGACCCUCACCGUCGUCUUCGAGCCACAGGCAGUCUUCAAGGUGCGGCCCGUCAGCCGAUGCUCGAGCACCCUCAGCGGACACGCCUCGCCCAUCCUCUGCAGCACCUUUAGCCCCACGGCCUCGCUCCUCGCCACGGGCGCCGGCGACAAGACGGCCAGGAUAUGGGACCUCGACACCGAGACGCCCAUGCACACCCUCGUCGGUCACUCGGGCUGGGUCCUCUGCGCAGAGUGGGAGGGCCGCGAGAGGAAGCUCGCCACCGGCGGCAUGGAGGGCGACGUGUGGGUCUGGGACGCCCUCGACCCCAACUACACCGGACGCAAGGGCUGGGCAACGCGCACGGGCAAGCAGGUCGACGAGGAGCGCGCCGCCGCCGCCGCUGCCGCAGGCGCUGCUGAUGGUGCUGCGGCAUCCCCAGGCGAUGCUGCGGCCGACGGCGCCGAUGACGACGCCACCGCCGCCGCCGCUGCCGCGCCCAAGAAGAUGUCGGUAGCCGAGCGACGAGCGGCCCGCCACGCCGCGCCGCCCGGCAAGCAGCUGCGGGGCCACACCAAGUGGAUCACGUCGCUGUCGUGGGAGCCGAUCCACAGCAACGCCGUCUCGCCACGGCUGGCGUCGUCGUCCAAGGACGCCACGGUGCGCGUGUGGAACGUGGCGCUGCGGCGGUGCGAGUACGUGCUGGGCGGCCACACGGCGUCGGUCAACUGCGUCAAGUGGGGCGGCGAGGGCGCCAUCUACACUGCCUCGUCGGACCGCACCGUCAAGGUGUGGAGCGCCGACGGCGGCAAGCUGAUCCGCAACCUGAGCGAGCACGCCCACUGGGUCAAUACCAUUGCGCUCUCGACCGACUUUGCGCUGCGCACGGGGCCCUUUGACCACCGUGGGCGCGCCGCCGUUGCCAAGCUCGAGGGGUCCACGCCGUCGUACGCCCAGCCGAGCGACGACGAGGCAAAGGAGGCCGCGAUCAAGCGCUACGCCGAGGCCACCGCCAACGGCUCCAAGCCCGAGCUCAUCAUCACGGGGUCCGACGACCACACCCUCUUUCUGUGGCCACCGCAGAUUUCGGGGCGCGCCGAUGCGGCGGCCGCUGGGGCGGGUGCGGGUGUGUCGCUCAAGAAGCCGACGGCGCGGUUGACGGGGCAUCAAAAGACGGUGAACCACGUCUCGUUUUCGCCCGACGGGAGCCAGGUGGCGUCUGCGUCGUUUGACAACUCCAUCAAGCUGUGGAACGCGCGCACGGGCGCCUUUAUCGCGACGCUGCGCGGCCACGUCGCCAGCGUGUACCGGCUGGCGUGGAGCUCCGAUAGCCGGCUGCUCGUCUCGGCCAGCAAGGACUCGACGCUCAAGCUCUGGGACCCCAUCAAGACGUUCAAGAUCAAAAAGGACCUGCCGGGACAUCAGGACGAGGUCUACUGCGUCGACUUCGUCGCGGAUAAAGUGGCCAGUGGUGGGCGGGAUCGCGUCGUCAAGAUCUGGAAACACUAG